Hermetia illucens (black soldier fly) is the source of this 1831-nucleotide messenger RNA. RefSeq names its product protein mab-21-like. NCBI's taxonomy places the organism in Eukaryota, Metazoa, Arthropoda, Insecta, Diptera, Stratiomyidae. Bases 503 to 1600 code for a protein of 365 amino acids. The record is from RefSeq and is a predicted model, not a curated record. The transcript has 3 exons.
GAGACCUUGUGCGGCGGUGUGGUGGCUGUAAUUUAUGAAUGGAAGGGAAGUGAUUCGCGUUCUGUGCGUUCGCUUGUGGGAGUGUGUUGUUCGUUGCAUUCCGUGGAGGGUAGAAAAGUGAAGGAGGUGGUCAAUAGCGAUUCCAUCGCGUAGGGGAGAUGCUUGUGUAUUUGCCUUUGUGCUCCAAGUGCAGUGGAAAUCCCGGUGAAGGUCCGUCCGUUCACUCGCCCCAUUUGGCUGGACCAGUUUUUUGCAGUGUAGCCGUUUUCUCGCAUGGAAGACGCUGCUGGAAGUGCGCGUUACAAGCGAUUAGGUCCGCGCCUCGUCCGCUUCGACCUCUUGUUUCGCGCAACGGUUUUCAGUGUGAUGGCAUGUAAAAGAGGUGACGGCGAUUUGUGAUCAAACUUCUCGAUUUCAGCGGAUUCGCUCGCUUAGUAUUGUUAUCGGUCGGUGGAAUCGGAGUGAAAAGCGGAAUCGCGAAAUUCGCGAAAAGAACGGCGAAAUGUUGGUGCCACCCGACAUGGUGGCGGCGCAGUCCAAGCUGAUUUACCAACUGAACAAAUUUAGUGCGGAACGUGUACAGGCGCGAAUGCUGAAAAUUUCCAGUGCAAUUCGGGAAAUCGUCAAAAUCGUUCAGGACAUCCUUAAGGAAGUUGAGAUACAAGAGCCACGAUUUAUAUCCAGCUUGACGGAGUAUAAUGGACGAUUCGAAGGAUUGGAAGUUAUAUCUCCUCACGAAUUCGAGAUUGUUCUGUACCUGAAUCAAAUGGGAGUCUUCAACUUUGUCGACGAUGGAACUCUUCCUGGUUGCGCUGUACUGAAGCUAAGUGACGGCCGCAAGCGGUCUAUGUCCCUUUGGGUUGAAUUCAUCACUGCCUCUGGAUACUUGUCUGCACGGAAAAUGCGAUCACGUUUUCAAACUCUUGUCGCGCAAGCAUGCGAUAAAAGUAUAUAUCGGGAUGUAGUGAAGAUGAUUGCGGAUACCACAGAGGUCAAGCUUCGAAUAAGAGAACGAUAUGUGGUCCAAAUUACACCCGCAUUCAAAUGCCCGGGAAUUUGGCCACGAUCAGCUGCCCAUUGGCCUCUAAUGGGCAUCCCAUGGCCACAUCCUAGUAUAGUUGCUGAAGUGAAGCAUGAAGGAUUUGAUUUGCUGUCCAAGGAGUGCAUCACACUGCAAGGGAAGAAUGCUGCGAUGGAGGGUGAUGCAUGGGCCGUGAGUUUUUUCGAGGCUGAGAAUCGCUUGCUAGUGGGGGGCUGCCGCAAACGGUGCCUGAGCAUUCUGAAAACGUUACGUGAUCGGCACCUAGAUCUCCCAGGCAAUCCGAUUACAUCAUAUCACCUGAAAACGCUGCUUUUGUAUGAGUGCGAGAAGCACCCGCGCGAUUUCGAGUGGAGCGAAACCAGCAUUGCGGAUCGAAUUAAUGGCAUUUUCUUGCAACUGAUCUCAUGUUUACAGUAUCGACGAUGUCCGCACUAUUUCUUGCCGAGCGUGGAUCUAUUCAAAGGUAAGACUCCCAGCUCGUUGGAUGCCGCCGCGAAGCAGGUGUGGCGAAUUACCCGCGAGAUGUUGACCAAUGAACGUGCAUUCGAGAAGCUGUAGUUAAUCCAAUCCUAACCUAAUGAUGUUAGCUACUAGAAUCCAAAACCACUACGUGAAUGGAAGGAAGUAAAAAGACUACUUUACGAGUAAUGUUAGCGAAAUCUGCACUGGUGUGAACGUGAUAUAAUCAAGAUGCAAUAGAUACUAAGCUGUGCCCCGAAAGGUCAAAUUAAUGUUUUUUUUUAUUUGUUGGAUUUCAUUCUAUGAAUAAAGUUGAUUUUUAUACGUUAA